CGCCCAGUCGGCCGCAAACAUGGCAGCGGCCGCUCGGGGGCUCCGCGCUGCGGGGAUGGCUUUGACGGCGGUGAGGGAAGGUCACAGGAAUAAAUAGGACAGGGGCACCAACAACCCGCUUCUCCUCCCUUUUCCUCCCCCCCCUCCCUUUCUCCACCUUGCCAUCCCCUGAGAAUGUGGAAACUCAACAAGAGCGGCAAAGUUCUCCUGGACGAUUCACUGGAGGAGGAAGAGAGCCAUUUGCACAAUUCACCACCUUCACCUUCACCAGCAGCCACCUUCUCAACUCAGGUUCAAGGAGCAGGUUUUCGGGGCUGGAAAGAAGUAACCUCUAUAUUCAAUAAGGAUGAUGAACAGCAGUUGCUAACAGGAUGUAAAUCUCCAAAAUCCAAAGGAACAAGUUUAAAAUUAAAAGAGGACAUGAAGUCAGAAAAGAAACCUGGAUUUUGGGACAAUUUGGUGAUCAAACAGAACAUCCAGUCAAGGAAACCAGACGAAAUUGAAGGAUGGGAGCCUCCACAGAUCCCUGCCAGUGAUUCCUGCCACGUUAGUGAUGCAGGAAAUACUUUAACUGACUAUUCAUCUUGGUCAGGCUGGGAAGAUGAAACCAAAGGCUCCACAAAAUAUACAAACCUGGCGAGUUCGUCUAAUAGUUCAAAGUGGAGUAUCAAAUCUGCAGGACGAUUGGUUAGUAUUAGGCGACAGAGCAAAGGUAAUCUGACUGAUAACUGGGAAGAACUAGAAUGAUACACAGAAUGUGUAAUUUUCCAUACAUAUGCGAUGGGUGAUGUGAUUUAUGUAUGUCUUCAAACCAAAAUCAAAUCUGCUUAAUAUUGCACCUUUUUACAGAGCUGUUGUCCACCUUACUAUAAAUGUCCUUGUACUUUGGUUUUCCACAUUGAACAAAGCACCUGAUUUGUGCCUCUGUUUCACUCAGUUGUACUGGAUAGUAUCUUGGUUUGUUCUUU
Molecule: messenger RNA, 968 nt
Organism: Heteronotia binoei (common prickly gecko)
Lineage: Eukaryota; Metazoa; Chordata; Lepidosauria; Squamata; Gekkonidae
Gene: TDRP
Product: testis development related protein
Exons: 4
Coding region: 175-747 (190 amino acids)
Biological process (GO): spermatogenesis
Cellular component (GO): cytosol; nucleus
Source: RefSeq, a predicted model, not a curated record